Dendronephthya gigantea is the source of this 2420-nucleotide messenger RNA. Its product is annotated as gamma-tubulin complex component 4-like. Gene Ontology annotation, molecular function: microtubule minus-end binding; gamma-tubulin binding. Gene Ontology annotation, biological process: meiotic cell cycle; spindle assembly; microtubule nucleation. Bases 73 to 2010 code for a protein of 645 amino acids. Gene Ontology annotation, cellular component: equatorial microtubule organizing center; spindle pole; gamma-tubulin complex. The transcript has 19 exons. NCBI's taxonomy places the organism in Eukaryota, Metazoa, Cnidaria, Anthozoa, Malacalcyonacea, Nephtheidae. The record is from RefSeq and is a predicted model, not a curated record.
UGGCGGACAAAAGUUGAAAAUUUGUUUUUAAAAAUGAAGUGUUGUUUUCGUUUAAAAAUGGGGUCCUAAAUCAUGCUGCACGAGCUUCUUGUAGCUUUAUCUGGCAUAAGCGGCAGUAUAUUUGUAGACAAGAAAGAACAAGGUUUCCAGGUUGUCAGCGACUUGCCAUUCCUUCACCCGAGCGAAACUGAAGUAUUGAAUCAUUUAUGCAAACUUGGCUCAUAUUACCAGCGUUUUCAAACAUUCAUACAAUGCUAUAGUAUUCUGUUGCCUGGAAGGGACAAAGAUGAGGCCGAAAACUCAGAAAGAGUUUGUGGACUGUAUUUACAAGCUUUGUGCACGGGACUGGACCAAGUCUUAGAGCCUUAUCGUAAAACACUUUUAGCCUUGGAACAAGAGAUAUUGAGUGAUGAUAAUAUUCCAUUGACAAGAUUACAGCACAGAUUGGAGGAGUAUCAACUGUUGUUCCCUGCUUUGGCCAAUUCACUUGAAGAAAUUGAAGCAAAAAAGUCCAAGGGAUGUGCUAUAUUGAAUAUAUUGCAUUCUCAAUGUUCAAAUGGAAUCCCGGUUGUGAAGGAUGCAUUUGAAAGGAUGUUGCAUGUAUGUCAUGCUGUGAUGUACAAGCAGCUCAGUGGAUGGUUACUGCAUGGUCUUCUGUUGGAUUAUUACAAUGAAUUUUUCAUCAUGGUAAAAUCAACCGUCAAUGGCGAUGCUCAAACAAAUGCUGAAAAAUCUGACACUGAAAAUGAAAAGGCCAUGUCUGAAGAGAAACAAGCUCAAGAGCAGAAACCAGCUGCUCAAAAAAUUCCUGAAAAUCACUUCAGUUUGAACGCAGAAAUGCUUCCUUCGUACAUCUCAACAAGUGUAGCCGAAAAGAUUCUUUUCGUCGGAGAAUCUGUGAAAAUGCUAGAAAGUGCCUUGUCAAAGUCAGCUGAUAAUCGACGGGACGCGGUCAUGAAAGAGAACGAGCUUGAAUUUGGUCGAUCCUUGCACAAGUUGCAACAGGAACCAAUCUUUCAUUUGCCGUCUUUUGAGAAAGAAAUCGACAGAAUUAAAUCGCGUAUCGCUGAGCAUCUCUGGUAUCUUGUUGUUGAGGAGGGUGAGUUACUGAAACACUUGAAGUUGCUGAAGGACUUUUAUCUUUUGGGACGCGGAGAAAUAUUUCGUUCCUUGAUCGACAAAUCUAAAGAUUUGUUGAAAGUUCCUCCGACGGAAAAUACUGGUCAAAAUAUCAAAGUUAUUUUUGAUGAAAUUAUGCGCAAGUUACUCCCAGACGAGGAAGAAAACACAGCUUAUUUUUCGCUUUCUGUUGACGUGUCAAAAAAUAAACAAAAGAAGGAAGAAGGAUGUCUCGUCACUGGGUGGCAAUCACUGAAACUACACUACGAUGUACAAUGGCCGUUACAUGUGGUUCUUACCCCGACUUUCCUCGAGAAGUUCAACAGUCUGUUUCGCUUUCUUGUGAACGUACGGCGCACACAGAUGGAAUUGCAAAACGUUUGGACAAUGUUCAAAGGAUCCAGAGCCGCUCAGAAAGGGAUUUCCAAGGACAUUUGGUUGCUACGAAUGGAAAUGAUGUUUCUGGUCGAUAAUCUACAAUAUUACUUACAGGUCGACGUUCUCGAAGCACAAUACUCAAACCUGUUAGAGCGGAUCAACAGCACCAGAGACUUUGAGACAUUACGACUUGCUCACGACCAGUUUAUCACAACUCUCCAUGCACAGGCCUUCCUUCUCAUGAGACAGGUGUCUCAUUGUUUGAAUGAAAUCAUGGAAUUAUGCCUUUCAUUUUGUGCGCUGUUGUCUCACUCGCAGUCGAUUCUUUCAGAAAGGGAACUCGCCCAAGUGCGAAGCAUUAAAAAGAGUUAUUCUCGGCAGUCUUCGCUGUUGCUCAAAUUGUUUUCCGGUGUAAGAAGUCACCAAGCCAGUCCUCAUUUGGCGCAGUUUCUGUUACGCAUUGACUUUAAUAAGUAUUUUUCAACCUCGCAAACUGGACCACAGAAAUCAUAAUAUACUUCGAGUAAAACCAUUAACCAGUGUACAACAGAUUUGAUGCUAAGAGGUCUGAGUACGAUUGUUGAAAGCCUCAACCAAUCUCCCAAUCCUAGGUCUGUAAUUGCGAGGCAAAGGAUUUGAGAUUGAGUCCAGUCUUGUAAACAUAUGCUCUAUUAGAUAUUAGUAUAAACUGACUAAUAGGCUAUCACUUUUCCUGCGUUCUGAUUGGCUACGCUACUGGUAGGCUAUUAGUGAUAGCCUACUAGUAGCAAAAUUCAAAACAAUGGCGGAAAAUUCGCGUUUCGCCGAAGUAUCUGAAGAUUUUUUGGACGACUUGUUGGACAAUUCCGUACCAGAAAAAACAAAAAAAGCAACAAAAUACGGAAUUGCAAUUUUUAAGGGUAAGAAAAUACAUAAAAAUAACG